Molecule: messenger RNA, 1086 nt
Organism: Mixia osmundae IAM 14324
Lineage: Eukaryota; Fungi; Basidiomycota; Mixiomycetes; Mixiales; Mixiaceae
Exons: 1
Coding region: 1-1086 (361 amino acids)
Molecular function (GO): nickel cation binding
Source: RefSeq, a predicted model, not a curated record
AUGCAGCCCUUGCGUCAUGAGCGGGCUUCGGCGAAAGGGCUCAUCCAGUUGUCUCGAGGAACAAGCAAUGCCAUUGCAACUCGCGCCGGCUGCAGAGCUGUGCUCAGCAGACUCGAGUUCAGCUACCCACUCAAGCUUAUUGCGCCACGACUACCAGCUGACCAUGCACCUGCGGAUGCUGCCGCUCAGGAAGGCGCGUCGAUCGCUGACCUGAUGAUCGUCUAUAUCCUCAGCUACGGCGGUGGUCUCAUAUCGGGUGACCAGAUAGAGCUCUCAAUCCACGUCGAAGCCGGUUGCCGUCUCGUCGCACUGACGCAGGGCAGCACCAAAGUAUUUCGCAGUCGGUCGCUACAGAUGGAUGCCUCGCUUUGCGAUCGUGCUAUGCAUCCGUCUGCGGAUAUGACACGUCAGGCCAUGACAGUGAUGGUCGAGCCAGGUGGCUUGUUCGUGCUUAUGCCCUCGACGCUGACGCUCUUUGAGCGAUCCAGCUACGCUCAGGUCCAGCAAAUCAAGCUGUCUCAAAUUGGCGGUGAGCCAAGCAGUAGUGCAAGUCUUGUCCUGCUUGAUUGGUAUACCUCGGGCCGGUCAGCACGAGGAGAAAAUUGGGCUUUCGAUCAAUUGUGCAUGGAGAACAUCAUCACAUUGGUAGGACAAGACAAGCAUGAGCGACUUGUUGCGCAAGACAGACUCCAUCUAUCGAUCGAGACACCCGACAUGAAGAGCUAUCUGGGUUGCUAUCAGUGCUUCGCGACACUCUUCCUUGCCGGACCGCUCGUCGAAGCAGUACUGAACUCGUUCGAGAAGGAGUGGGACGAAGAGAGACAAUGGCGCUGCGCGAGGCCACAAAGACUCGUAUGGAGUUUCAGCUGGCUUGAAUCCGACAAGUUAUCAGCUUCGCAGACUCGUCUGGCUGCUUCAAGAAUCGCUACAGAGCCUCGCGACCCAGUCGAAUGCCUGCGAAUCAAGCUUGCAGUCGUGCGCUGUGCUGCAGUAUCGAGCGAAGAAGUCAAGGUCUGGCUGGAGACGCGUCUCGCUUUGCUCGCGCACGUAAUCGGUGUCGACGCCUACAGAGCGGCUUUCGUCUGA